This is a messenger RNA of Purpureocillium lilacinum, 1491 nucleotides long. RefSeq lists its product as uncharacterized. Gene Ontology annotation, biological process: peptidyl-lysine monomethylation. Lineage: Eukaryota; Fungi; Ascomycota; Sordariomycetes; Hypocreales; Ophiocordycipitaceae. The record is from RefSeq and is a predicted model, not a curated record. Gene Ontology annotation, molecular function: protein-lysine N-methyltransferase activity.
AUGGGCGAACUGGUCCGCGACGACGACGCUGCUGCCUCAAUCGCCGCACGCAUGGACGCCCGCGUCGACGCCCUCGUCCGUUGGGCCACGGAGCACGGCGCGGCACUGCACCCCUCGGUCGAGGUCUACAGUGACGCAGCGACGGGCCUCUCGCUUCGCGUCAAGCCCGCUGCCGGAAAGCCGCUCGCGCCGUACGAGCCCGUCGUCAGCCUGCCGACGCGCCUGACGCUGUCGUACCUCGACGCCCUCGCCGACGACUCGCCCACGCGGCUGCACCCGGAGCUCGUCGCCGCCGCGCCGCCGCACGUUGUCGGCCGCCUGUUCCUCGCCAAGGAGCUCCUCCGCUGCAGGGACUCGUUCUGGUGGCCCUACAUCGAGGCCCUGCCGCAGCCCGACGACAUCGCCGCCUGGGCCCUGCCGCCCUUCUGGCCUCCCGAGGAGGCGGAGCUGCUCGAUGGCACCAACCUCGAGGUCGGCAUCGAGAAGAUCAGGGGCGACGUGCAGCGCGAGAUCGACCAGGUCCGGGAGCUGCUGGCGCGGCACCCCUGCGCCGACGAGGCCCUCUCCACCGCCCUCGCCAGUCCGGCCAUCUACCGCUGGGCCUACUGCGUCUUCUCCAGCCGCAGCUUCCGCCCGAGCCUCGUGCUGUCGGACGCGCGCCGCGAGGGCCUGCCCGCGGGCGUCUCCAUGGACGACUUUUCCGUCCUGCUGCCGCUCUUCGACGUCGGCAACCACGACAUGACGACGGACAUUCGCUGGGACCUCGACGACGCCGGCCGCCGCUGCGAGCUCAAGGUCGGCAGGGCCCACGGCCCCGGCGAGCAAAUCUUCAACAACUACAGCAUGAAGACCAACGCGGAGCUGCUCCUGGGCUAUGGUUUCAUGAUCCCCGCCACGGAAACCCUGCACAACGACUACACGCACGUGCGGAAGCGCACCGCCGCCACGGGGCCCUCCGGCGCAGCUGCCGCCGCCGGCGACGAGUACCUCAUCUCUCGGCGGCCCUUUGCGCACCCGAGCUCCAUCCUCGCGCGGUCCAAGCAGACGCUGCGGCUGGACCCGUCGACGCGGGUGCUCAGGGCCUUUCAGCACGUGCAACCGGACAUGGUCUGGGACAUUUUCUGCACGCUGACGCGCGGCAAGGAGGUCAUUCCCGUCGCGGGCGGCGUGCAGGGCGAGGAGGCGGAGCGACUGCGGCGGGAGCGCUUCUUCGCGGGGCAGGUCGUAGGCGACGAGGCGCGCAUGUUCCUCGAGCAGACGGUCGCCGUCAUCCAGCACAAGGUCCUACAAGAGCUGGAGCGCCUCAACGAGACGGACGUGGAGAUUGUGGGCGGCGACGCGGACCUCCUCAGCAGGAACCAGAGGCUGGCGCUGGACUACAGGGACCGGUGCAGGAGCGUGCUCGAGGGCACGCUCGAGGCCAUAAGCGAGGACGAGAUACUCAACGCGAUGCUGGACGCCGACGAAGAAGAAGAAGAAGAGGGGCAAUGA